AUGGACCGCGCCUUCCCAAUUCACAACGGAAUGCCUCCACCAAAAGACCUCUUUCCCUUCCAUUCAUUCCAACCCACCAUACCACAACCACAGCAAGCCACAAUGCCUCCGCCAAUCCACCCAACGAUGCCGCCGCCCUCGAAACAAACCCCCUACGAGCGCGCCCAAGCCAAACUCGCCCUCCGCACCGAACGCCAGCAGCAAGCACAAGCCAAGUACGAGAUCGCCCUGCUCCAAGCAGAACGCCACUCGGUCGUCGCCGCCCUCAAGAGGACCGCCGCCCACCAGAAACGGCUCGUCGACGCCCUCGAGCACAUUGAGGCAGAGAACGAGGGAUGGCAGACUCCGAAUGCGAAUCUGGAGCAGAUGUACCGAUUGAGGGAUCAGAUAGAGCAGGUGGAGAAGCAGGCGAAUGAGUGUCAUCGGCGGUGGGAUGAGCUGGGGGAGGAGAUUGAGGAGAAGCAUGUUGAGAUUGCCUUUGGUGGGAUUGGUGGUGAUUAA
Messenger RNA from Letharia columbiana, 501 nucleotides. RefSeq lists its product as uncharacterized. Lineage: Eukaryota; Fungi; Ascomycota; Lecanoromycetes; Lecanorales; Parmeliaceae. The transcript has a single exon. The coding region runs from base 1 to 501 and encodes 166 amino acids. The record is from RefSeq and is a predicted model, not a curated record.